GGGCUUUGCCGAUAGACGUGCAUUUCCGCCCGGCUUAUGUUUCCUGCACUCCGCAUUUAAAUGAAGCUGCACAACGUCAGCCUCAACAUUCACUAUCAUUGCUGAGUGGGAGAAAGCAUCUUCGUAGAAGGAGAUUUUAUUUUCGAAAUUAUCCCAUGCGCGUUUAUUGAAGGGUUUUCCGGCAUAGAUUGCGUCAAGGACUGAACAAUACCAUUACAAAGAGUACCUUGCACGGUGCAUCAUCUCUGGGAUACAUCUGCUGUCCAAUGGACGAAAUUUGGACUGAAUAGCGGGCUACCAUCCCAACUGCCCUUUAACCCCUGAUUACAUCACACAGCACCUGAUCCACGACCGGUCCAGAUCAGCCACCAUCAAUAAUCCAUCAAGCGGCGGUAAACAGAAAGCGAGGAGGAGCGAGGCACCAUGUUCAGCUGGCUGGGCACAGACGACCGGAGGAAGAAGGACCCCGAGGUGUUUGCGACGGUCAGCGAGGGCCUCAAGAAACUCUACAAGACCAAGCUGCUGCCCCUGGAAGAGUGCUACAAGUUCCACGAGUUCCACUCCCCUGCCCUUGAGGAUGCCGACUUUGACAACAAGCCCAUGGUGCUGCUGGUGGGACAGUACUCCACUGGCAAGACCAGCUUCAUACGCUACCUGCUGGAGCAAGACUUCCCCGGCAUGCGGAUCGGCCCGGAGCCCACCACGGACUCCUUCAUCGCCGUGAUGCACGGCGACACGGAGGGCGUCGUCCCCGGCAACGCCCUUGUGGUGGACCCCAAGAAGCCCUUCAGGAAGCUCAACGCCUUCGGGAACGCCUUCCUCAACAGGUUUGUGUGUGCCCAGCUGCCUAAUCCAGUGCUGGAGAGCAUCAGUGUGAUCGACACUCCGGGGAUUCUGUCAGGCGAGAAGCAGAGAAUCAGUCGAGAUUUGACAGAGGAUCUUUCUGGCUAUAGCAGGCUACGUAGAUGUCGUUACGGAGGCUAUGACUUUGCUGCGGUGCUGGAGUGGUUUGCUGAGCGCGUGGACAGGAUCAUACUGCUGUUCGACGCCCAUAAGCUGGACAUCUCCGACGAGUUCUCGGACGUGAUCAAGGCCCUGAAGAACCACGAGGACAAGAUCAGGGUGGUGUUGAACAAGGCGGACCAGAUAGAGACCCAGCAGCUGAUGAGGGUGUAUGGAGCCCUGAUGUGGUCCCUGGGGAAAAUCGUCAACACGCCGGAGGUGAUCCGGGUCUACAUCGGCUCCUUCUGGUCCCAUCCACUGCUGAUCCCAGACAACAGGAAGCUGUUUGAGGCGGAGGAGCAGGACCUGUUCAAGGACAUCCAGUCCCUUCCCAGGAACGCCGCGCUUAGGAAGCUCAAUGACCUCAUCAAGAGAGCGCGGCUCGCCAAGGUUCACGCGUACAUCAUCAGCUCGCUGAAGAAAGAGAUGCCCACUGUGUUCGGGAAGGACAACAAGAAGAAAGAGCUGAUAGCAAGUCUGGGAGACAUUUACGUCCGCAUAGAGAGAGAGCACCAGAUCUCCCCCGGAGACUUCCCCAACCUCAAGAGGAUGCAGGACCAGCUGCAGUCCCAGGACCUGACCAAGUUCCCGCCGCUGAAGGGCAAGCUGCUGGAGGCGGUGGACGACAUGCUGACCAACGACAUCGCCGGCCUCAUGGUGCUGGUGCGGCAGGAGGAGAACCUGAGGCCCAACGCCGCCGUGAAGGGCGGGGCCUUCACCAACACCCUGAACGGGCCCUUCGGGUACGGCUACGGCGAGGGCGCUGGAGAGGGCAUCGACGAGGCCGAGUGGGUGGUGGCGCGCGACAAGCCCGCCUACGACGAGAUCUUCUACACCCUGUCGCCGGUCAACGGCAAGGUGACGGGCGCCAACGUGAAGCGGGAGAUGGUGAAGUCCAAGCUGCCCAACACGGUGCUGGGAAAGAUCUGGAAGCUGGCCGACAUCGACAAGGACGGCAUGCUGGACGAUGAGGAGUUUGCGCUGGCGAACCAUCUGAUCAAGGUGAAGCUGGAGGGACACGAGCUGCCUGCCGAGCUGCCCGCCCACCUCAUCCCCCCCUCCAAGAGGAAACUAGUGGAGUAGGGGAUGAGGAACACUCCCCCCCCCCCCCCCCCGAUCUCCACACACACAUACAUGCAGACACACAGACAUGCACACACACAAAGACACGCAGACAAACACAUACACAGAGACACAAGCAUACAUAUACACAUUCAAAUAUAUAUAUAGAAAUAUGUAUGUAUAUAUAUAACCCCUUUAAUGAGAAAUGUAAUGCAUUGGAAGAAUCUGAAAAAACACCUGGAUUUCAUAUCAACGCUGACAAAGCCCCUGAAUGAAGCACAUGCUCCCAUGAAGAAGAUGCCAGAGCUUUCCUUUAGCGGGACCUUUCCACUAAAAGACGCUCCGCCGUACAAACCGAGCAAACAUCUCUUCACCUCUCUGGCUUCGUAGCACCGUGAAUCUGUUUCUUUCCUUUCCAAGGGACAAUGGUUAAUGUAGUUUUACAUGUCUGCAAGCACGUUGCAGAACAACGUGCACAAAACUCAACCUUUACUAUAUCUCCAAAUGCUACUAAUAUUUUGAAUUGCAUUUUGAAAAAAGCGGUUAACUUUCUCCAAUAACUCUUGAGGGAAGAACUGUACUCAUGAUACUAAUUACACGGUUAAGGGAAGGGGGAGAUCAGGCAUGGCUUGGCUUGAACAACAAACAAACAGCAACACUGAAGAUAAAAUAAAACACUGGAGUACAUCAACAUUAAACCGACAAAAGGAGAGGAGAGGGGAGCCACAAUAGGAACACCAUAAGAGGAAGAGAAGAUAACAUUCUGUGUGUAACAGUGAGGGGCACUAUGGCUAUGUUGAACAGCUGAUAGAGCCUUUUCACCAUCCUACAAUGACGGAGACCAUGUUGUGAGCGAGGACACUAAUUAUAGGCUAUUUUCAUGAACCACGUUUGUCUACUAACGGGUAGUAGACAAAUGCUAGUGAAGAUAACACACUCCAUCGAAAGAAGCAGAACGAUAAUAAAUGUGAGUGAUACCUGUGUCUAUCCUUCAACAGCAUCUCUGUGAAAAGGGUCUAUUUCAUUAGAAAACCUGAAUGACUUGAUAUGAACAAGGAAACUCAAUAUUUGGCCACAAUGUUCACAAGGAAGCGGUCGUGCACUGCUGCCCUUUGGGUCAAGUUCAGGGACUCAUGUAGAGCUGUGAGCAGUUCUAGUAUUGCGUCAUCGUGCCACAUACAGGUCUCCAACAACAGUGUCAAAAGUGAAUCUGGGCGAGAUAAAAAACAUGCAUACAAUGAUUUGAGGUGGUUUUGAUUAGGAAGCCUUUCUUUGAAGAGAACAGAAAAGCUGGGUAUAAAAAACGACACGCUUAUGUUUAGGAUGAUUAACAAAAUCAAUUAUUUAGGAAAAGUUUUACACGAGAAUUUGUUUCUAUUUUAUUUUACAAGACUGUCUAUAUCCACAGUUAUUAUAAUAUCAUGAAUCGUGGUUAACUGACACUUAUAUGGAUAUAGCGAGAGCAGAAAUGUUAUGAGAGCUGAGACACAAAUGUCGAUAUUGGUAUUUGAUAUUAUUAUGAUACCAGUGUAUGGGCUGUGGGUAUUGGUAAAAAAGAGAAUUCAAAGAAAGUGAUUCUGAUUUAUUAUUCAGUAGCAUAUGGGUGUAGCUAGUUCUGACCUUCGAUCUCAAACACACACUCUGCAAAGUUAAAUAUGCUGAGCAGAAUUUCUCUUGGUUCUGCUCUGUAUCGCAUAUGGCCUAUACAUUGGGUUGAGAUAUCUGAUGUACCCCUUGAGGGAUUGUGUAGUGCUCCCUCUUGUCAAGUGUUGGUAUGCUGUGUCUGACAUCUGUACGCCAUGCUUUAAAUCCUUCAGCAGGGAGCACCAGAAAAGAGUGGAACCAUACCGCCAACUGAAAGUGUUGGCAAUAAAUGGUUAUAUCGAUGACAUGGAGUGAUUCCUGACAGAACUGAAUAAAUUAGCAGGAUGUGUUUAAAGAAAACGGUUGUAAUGGAUUGAGUGGUUGUAUCGUAUCGUUGCAGUACUGACUGAUAUUCACAAUGUUUUUGGACUCAGAAAUUGUGGAGAAUUGAUUGUCCUUAUAUGGUGUCUUUGGAAAAAAGUAAGCCUACUAAAAACCUGUGACAAGUCGGACUAAAAACAGGCGCAUUAACAAAAGAACAAAGGUGGUUAAUCUUCGCAAAAACACUGGAGUUGGACUGAGUAUCAGUGUUGUAUGUUGAUACUGUGACGAUGAGUGGUGAGCAUCUUGUGGAUCUUGUGGGAAUCAUGCAGUGCAAACAUCUACAGCCCUGUGUUGGCUAAACCUACAGCAGAAUAACUGUGUAAACUAGUCGACCACAUGCAUUAGUGUCAUUAGGUGUUACAUGUAUGUUGUUUGCUAACAAGCCUAAGUGUUGCAUGUACUGAUUUCCAAGUGUUGUAACAUGCUACACCAUCAGCAAUCAUGAAAGGAACUGUGGGACCCGGGCUUCAUUGCUUAUCUGGCCAAACAAGAAACAAGAACAAUGCACAAAUAUAUAGUUUGUAUUCAUCAUGACUAAAAUAAAAACACUAAUUCUAAAAAUCUUGCGAAUGUUUGUGAUGUAAAGAGAAAUAUGAAACAUAUAAUAAUGGAAAUAAAAAAACAUAAAACGAAAAAA
Gadus macrocephalus (Pacific cod) is the source of this 4669-nucleotide messenger RNA. It is a transcript of the gene ehd3, whose product is annotated as EH-domain containing 3. Gene Ontology annotation, molecular function: GTP binding; calcium ion binding; protein binding. The record is from RefSeq and is a predicted model, not a curated record. Gene Ontology annotation, biological process: endosomal transport; endocytosis. NCBI's taxonomy places the organism in Eukaryota, Metazoa, Chordata, Actinopteri, Gadiformes, Gadidae. Bases 424 to 2085 code for a protein of 553 amino acids. The transcript is spliced from 10 exons. Gene Ontology annotation, cellular component: plasma membrane; cytoplasm.